Corvus hawaiiensis (hawaiian crow) is the source of this 564-nucleotide messenger RNA. RefSeq names its product succinate dehydrogenase complex assembly factor 3 (gene SDHAF3). Bases 27 to 392 code for a protein of 121 amino acids. Gene Ontology annotation, cellular component: mitochondrial intermembrane space; mitochondrion. Gene Ontology annotation, biological process: succinate metabolic process; mitochondrial respiratory chain complex II assembly. NCBI's taxonomy places the organism in Eukaryota, Metazoa, Chordata, Aves, Passeriformes, Corvidae. The record is from RefSeq and is a predicted model, not a curated record. The transcript has 2 exons.
UCGGCCCGCCCCGCACGGCCGCCGCCAUGGCGGGCGGAGCGCGCCGCCUGUACCGCCGCAUCCUGCAGCUGCACCGGGCGCUGCCGCCCGCCCUGCGCCACCUGGGCGACCGCUACGUCAAGGAGGAGUUCCGGAGGCACAAGGCGGCCGGGCCUGCCGAGGCCCAGCGCUUCCUGCGGGAGUGGGAGAACUAUGCAGCACUGAUCCAGCAACAAAUUAAUGAGGACAAACAAAAUGUGAGAGAAAAGGCUGUAUAUGGAAUUCAGCUCACAGAAGAAAAACUUAAUGACUUCCGUGAUGAACAGAUUGGGCAGCUGAAGGAACUGAUGGACGAGGCUACCAAACCUAAUAAAAAAAUCACCAUUUCUAAAGACUCGGAAUACAAAACCUAAAGGAUUAAAAAAAUUAUUUUAAUGCAUAUAGAAGCAUUUCGAAACUGCUUUUUCCAGUUGUACUUGAAUGUGGUUUCUCUGAGAUAAUGGAUGCAGCUAUGCUAUAACUUGUCUGAAAUGGAUGUGUUUGGCUUUCUGUGCAAGAAUAAAUGAAAAAAUGGAAUAAUCACAA